Molecule: messenger RNA, 2356 nt
Organism: Geodia barretti
Lineage: Eukaryota; Metazoa; Porifera; Demospongiae; Tetractinellida; Geodiidae
Source: the annotation of a GenBank genome assembly
GCGCGCGUGUUGUCUUGCGCGCUAAUUAGAAAGUCUAGAAACCUCGUUUCGAGCGAAAGACAUGCGUCCCAAUACUUCAGUCGCGAAUCGUAUCAUCGUUGUAUCCAGAAAACCCCACGUUAACCAAAUCAGAAGGGCAAUGAAGCACUGCACCUUGCCUCCAGGCAGUGCCCAAGCUGUGAGUGAUGCGGUGGAUUUCUUGUCGACGGGGAUAUGGUCUCGGUCACAUGUCUGCCAGUCGGUUAGCACCAUGGCUGCCUCACAGAGCUUAGUACACGUCUCCCCAAACCAACUAGCCAGCUGGAGAGCAGUUGACAGGGACUAGGAGAAACCCCACUACAUGUUCUACAGACAUGCAGUACAGUGGAGAGGCGCAUGUAGCUCGUGUUGUAUGAGUUGGUGAGUGCCCGUGGGGACAGUGGGGAGAAUGGUGACGAGGGGAGUCUGGAGGAGGGUGUGGCCAGAGGGGAAGAGGCGAGAGUGGACUGUCUGUCUGCUCUAGUACCCGUCCUCUCGGUCACUCCAACUCUCCAACACAUGGCCCAGUCAGCUGUGGGAGAGGUAUUGAUGAGACGAGGUGGACUGAGUCCCACAGACUGAGCACAGUCUCCUGGUCGUGACUGGCGAGGACUACCCCAUGCUGCUACAGCUGGCUCGACUAGCCCGGAGAAAUGGCCAUCGAUUCUCACGGUCAUUCUACAGAGAGGCACUGAGCAAAGUACUUCAGUCACCUCCUCCUUCUCCUCCUGCUUCCACCACACCUACUGCCUCUGGUGACCUGGGGAGGAGGGCAGAGGAGGGGAGGGAGGGGACCAGUCAGGAGAUGGCAGGAGAGCUGAUGGCCAUGAUGAGUGGGGACUGGGACAAGGCUGUGGUGGAGACUGAGGUGUUCUGGCUGGCACUUCACCUCGCCAGUCUGGUGCCCAGACCCCACCCACUCAUCACGCGGGAAAGGAGUCUGGUGACUAUUGACACAGUUGUUGGUCCUAGAUCUCGAAAAUGAGAUCUCCAAUCAGAUUGCAGAACGGGCAAUCAACGCCAUGUGAAUCCGUAUUCCGCGGACUUUGGGAGGAGAGUCAGGUGAAGGCCGUCUGGGAUGAGAUGGCCACCUCUCAGUACGUGGGGGACGAAAGUGUGUCAGUGGAGCUGGUGAGAGCAUGUCUGAGGACUGCUGGCAACUUGAGACGUGGCACCUCCACACACUGCCAGUCAGAUCCAUCGCAGACCGUGUCAGCUCUGGUGUCUCGUCUCCCACCGAGACAAGCCUCUGUGUCUGCCACGGCCUUUGAGAGAGUCCUGGCUGUCUGUGCCGAGAGCCUCCAGCUGCGACUGGCCUACCAGACCUUCACCUCCAUGACCCUGGUCCACGCUCUGGCCCCCACCAGACGAGGGUUGCAGGGAGUGGGCCGACUCCUGUGUGCCCCGGCCCUGGCCGCCAACAGACAGUGGAGACAGUUACGACUCGCCUUUGCCUACCGCAUGUUGGAGGGUAGUGUGGUGUCAUUUGGAGGCUGGCCCCCAGCCUGGGUGUUCUCAGAGUGUGCCAGACCUCUCACUGAGCUCCUGGGGGCUCGUGGGUUCCACCUCAUGUAUGACCUGUGCCACACUGCAGUUGUAAGGGAUCACGGAGAGGAAAAUGCAAACAUAGUGAUGGAGGAGGUAUGGGGUCGUGGACUCUACCACGCCCUCCUCCAGUCCUGUAGACUAAACCACGGACCAAGAUUGGCAACCUUCUUCCUCGGCCACAUGACUCACAGAGGGAUCCUCCCUAAUGAGCGCACCUUUCGCCAUCUCCUAAAAUUCCCACUGUCUCCAUCUGAUAUCGAUGACUUCAUGGUUGUUUUGGCGAGACAUAUGCACUGUCUAACUGUUGAAGAGACAACCAACCUGGUUCACCCUCUACAGUCUCUGCUUCAGAGAACACUGCCACAGACUCAUGAUACUAGGUCAGAGGUGGCGGUAGAGAAGGCUGUAUCAAAGCUACUGGAAGUCGUGUCAGCUGGUAGUAUGGAGCAACACUGUCUACUGCAGCUGGCCUCCCUCACACAGGAACAUUCACCUCCAUCAUCAUUUCAUUGUCAUCACUCCUCUGAUCGUGACACAGUUUAUGAGAGAGCCAGAGCAUAGAUUGUUAUCCAGAGUCCUUUACAGUCAUGUAUGCACAAUGUGUGUAUUCCUUGUCACUGACAUGCUCUCAUAAUAUAGUCAGUGGGAGGUCACUGACAUGCUCUCACUAUUUAUAAUUCAUUAACGAUCAGUUGCUGGGAGGUCUUCCUCCUGGCUGUGUGCUGUUUUGAUGCAUCCGCAGCAAGGGUUACUAUUUACACUCUGUCCACCUGUGAUCAGUGUGUGUCUC